Penicillium angulare is the source of this 465-nucleotide messenger RNA. Its product is annotated as putative ubiquitin conjugating enzyme (UbcB). Bases 1 to 465 code for a protein of 154 amino acids. The record is from RefSeq and is a predicted model, not a curated record. NCBI's taxonomy places the organism in Eukaryota, Fungi, Ascomycota, Eurotiomycetes, Eurotiales, Aspergillaceae. The transcript has 3 exons.
AUGGGCAGCCAGAAGCGCAUCGCAAAGGAACUUGCUGAGCUCACAGCCUCGCCCCCAGAAGGCAUUAUCGUCGAACUAGCCGACGAGGCGAACCUAUUCGAAUGGAAGGUCUACAUGGAUGGCCCUGAAGGAUCGCCUUAUGAGAACGGAAAAUUCCUAGUCAAGCUCUCCCUCCCCACCGGAUACCCCUUCAAACCCCCUACCGUCUCCUUCGCGACAAAGAUAUACCAUCCGAACAUCACAAAUGACGAAAAAGGAAGCAUGUGUCUCGGCAUGCUGCGAGCAGACGAAUGGAAACCCAGCUCGAAACUCAGUGCGGUACUAGAAUUCGCCCGCCAGCUGCUCGCGGAGCCUAUGCCCGAUGACGCGGUCGAGGGCCGGAUUGCAGAACAAUACAAGAACGACAAGAAGCGAUAUGAGGAAAUUGCACGGGAAUGGACUCACAAGCAUGCUACCCCUGCAUAG